AUGCUGAUGUCCCUGUCUACCAGUCUGCUCCUGCUGGUGAGCGCCGUGACCUCCACCCCUCUCCCGUCACAGCCCGCCCGUCAGUUACAGACCAAGUCACAGACCCCGUCGCCGACCCCGUCAGAGACAACCGAACCGACACCAACCACCCACGCCCCCAAACACGCGGGAGAAGGGUCCCAGGCUGACACGAAAGGUAUGAUGUCAUUAAAUAAACGAGAUGAAGAAAGUACUGAUGAAGCAACAACCACUGUUUCAGGGGAGACAACUACUGCUGAAACUGUAGAAGUGGAGACAACCACUGUUGUGACUACCGUAGACGAGGGGAUAACUACUCUUGGUUCAACAGUUGAAGGGGAGACAACUACUGUUGGAACAACAGUUGAAGGGGAGACAACUACUGUCGGAACAACAGUGGAAGGGGAGACAACCGCUGUUGGAACAACAGUAGAAGAGGAGACAACUACUGCUGGAACAACAGUAGAAGAGGAGACAACUACUGUCGGAACAACAGUGGAAGGGGAGACAUCCGCUGUUGGAACAACAGCAGCAGGGAAGGAAACCACUGUUGGAAUAACAAUAGAAGGGGAGACAACCGCUGUUGGAACAACAGUGGAAGGAGGGACAACCGCUCUUGGAACAACAGUGGAAGGAGGGACAACCGCUCUUGGAACAACAGAAGAAGGGGCGACAACAACUUUUGGAACAGCAGUAGAAGGGGAGACAACCGCUGUUGGAACUACAGUUUCAGGGCAUACAACUGCAACGAUUCCUGACACAACACAAUCUGCUGUUUCUAUCAGUGCCCAGACACUUCCAUCGAGCGACAACGACAAUGUCAAGUUAGCUCCAACAGCAGGCAGCAAUCUUGUUGCCACAUACCAAGUAAAUGUCAAUAUUGCCCCCGUAGGCGGGCCUUCCUCCAUUCACAAACAGACUGAAGCCCCACCAACAGAAGCUACCUCCAAAUUGACUUCCGCACCGUCUAAAGAAACUACUGUAGCAUCCACUCAAGCCAAAACCAAGGGCGCACAAACAUUGUCUAUAACUUCAGAUUCCUCAACGUCUGCCAAAUCCUCAAUAUCUCAAGCAUCUUCAACGUCCUCGACAUCUCCUAAAUCCUCAACUUCUCCAAAGUCGCAAACAUCUUCAUCAUCAUUAACUUCUCCAUCAGCACCUUCAACGUCCCAAGCAUCGUCAACAUCGGCAGGAGAACCAAUAUCAACAACAACAGAAACGAUUGAGUCAGAUACAACAGUAGGCAAUACAACUCACCAAACGCAAUCGUCUAUAGCCCCGUCAGGAACUCCCCAUACUGGAAAAGGUGCCCCUCCAAAGGUGAAAAAGAAAAAAGAAAAACCAACCCCUACACCCAAAUCAAAGGGGGAACCGAAAGGCAAAUCUCGUUCGAAAGGAGGCAAAGGUAAACAGAACAAUAAAGGUGGAGGGCCUAAGAAGUGGAAAAAUAAACCUAAAGGGACUACAGCAGUACCUUCAACAACUCCAUCGUCAACAGCAACAUCGGAAUCGUCACAAAACGAGAACACAACUUUGACUGAAAGUGACGUGACUACAGCUCAGUCGAAGGCACACGGCAAAGGCAAACAGAACAUCAAAGGUAGAGGGCCUAAGAAGUGGAAAGCUACUCGUAAAGGGACGACAGCAGUACCUUCAACAACUCCAUCGUCAUCAGCAACAUCGGGAUCGUCACAAAACGAGAACACAACUUUGACUGAAAGUGACGUGACUACAGCUCAGUGGAAGGCACACGGCAAAGGCAAACAGAACAUCAAAGGUGGAGGGCCUAAGAAGUGGAAAGCUACUCGUAAAGGGACGACAGCAGUACCUUCAACAACUCCAUCGUCAUCAGCAACAUCGGGAUCGUCACAAAACGAGAACACAACUUUGACUGGAAGUGACGUGACUACAGCUCAGUGGAAGGCACACGACAAAGGCAAACAGAACAUCAAAGGUGGAGGGCCUAAGAAGUGGAAAGCUAAACCUAAAGGGACGACAACAGUACCUUCAACAACUCCAUCGUCAAGUGACGUGACUAAAGCAGUGACUCAAGGGUCUUCCAGUGAAGACAUACCUACAACGUUGACAGGUCCCAAACAUCGUAGAACAACCCUGGAACCUGAUACAACAACUCGUCCCUCCAAUACAACGUCCUCCACUGUUGUUCAUGGUCAAGGGGUUAAAAAGGUUCGUCCAAAGUCCCACCCACAUCGUUCAGGGAGACAGAAACAUGCCACAUCUUCUCACAUGCCGGGACAAAGCAACUGGGAACCUUCUUCAGAACGUCCUUCGCUCGAGAGUAGCAGUGCGCGUACUUCCGGUGACGUGGGCGAAUACUGGAGCAACAGAGCUGGGAACGAGAAAGUCGACGUCACACAAACCCCCUCAAGGUCAUCUGGAAGACAUGGCGUCACUGAAACUAUCGACGAGAAGAAAACAGAGACACAGUCAGACAUGUUUUAUACCAACGAAGGACCGGGUAGCGAGGAUACAUCACUGAGCCCUGGACAGAAGCCCGAUCUAGAUUCUACAGAGGUCACCAUCAAGGCCGGUCACUACACAGUCACCGUCAGCCAUGACAUCCUCGACGUUAUCGUCAACUUCUUCAACACAGUGGACGCGAAUGAAGAUGACGUCAUCGACAGCUCUGAGAUGACGGACCAAUGGGAACAGCUGGAUGGCGACAGUGACGGUGUCCUGAGCCGCGACGAAAUCCAUGGGAAGAUGACGUGGUUCGAGCUUUACGCCAUGGACGUCGACGGGGACGGUAUCGCCACCAACAUCGAGUUCGAGAAGGCCACCAAGUCACUGGAUCUGGAUGGAAACGGGAAGGUGGAGCUAAAUGAGUUUAUCGUCAUGAAUGCGUUGGUGCGGAGCCAGAACAUGGACAAACACAACACUUACCGCCGCUAGAGGUCCCUUCAGUCACUUCCGGUUACUUCCGCCAUGAUGCUACGACAUGUUGUUUUUUAAUUCUUUGUCUGUACGCCUAACAUCUGUUUCCUACUUGCUUCUGUUCUAUCCACUAUACCAGUUCUCCCUCCGUCUACCCAUUCCCUCCUGACAUUUCGCAAUGUGCUUUCGUUCACCAUCAUGUCGGAUGCCCGUCUCUAAGUUAUCUCCCCUCAUGCUGUAUUUUAUGAUAUACUACUCAAAAAAUUAAUUUUUUUUUAAAUUGGUUGUUCUUUAACAAAUAGCAUAAUGAUGCUCCCUAUGAGUCAUUGCAUUGAUGUAAUGUAUAUAUUUUAUUUUAUCGACUACAGUGCGCCAGCGCAGCAUACCCAGGGAACCAGGCUGGAGAAAUACUUAUUUAUGAGUUUUGUGAAGUUGCGUAUUCUCUGUCGAUUGAAACCCCUCCGAUCUAUAACUAUGUACAUUGUUUUGUUGGAAAAUACGUAAGAUGGAUGUCUAUAAACGAUUUUAAUAUUGACUUGUCGCAACACAGUGUUAGAGUCCUCUUCCAUAGUGUUUUCCAAAUCGUUUGUUUGUUUGUUGUUUAACGCUGCAUGCACUAAUAUUCAAGCUAUGACGGCGGUCUGUAAAUGAUCGAGUUUGGACCACACAAUACAGUGAUUGACAUCAUUGGCAUCGAU
Messenger RNA from Haliotis rufescens (red abalone), 3611 nucleotides. RefSeq names its product flocculation protein FLO11-like. The transcript has 6 exons. Bases 1 to 2931 code for a protein of 976 amino acids. Gene Ontology annotation, molecular function: calcium ion binding. Lineage: Eukaryota; Metazoa; Mollusca; Gastropoda; Lepetellida; Haliotidae. The record is from RefSeq and is a predicted model, not a curated record.